GAGAUUCCGGCAGGCCGGAGUCGGCUCCAGGUAAAGGCGGAAGGAAGGGCCGCCAGCGCAAUCGGCGGAAGGAGCCUUGGAAAGCGAAGGAGGCCGCAGGAAGCCGCCGCAACUCCGCAGAGGCGUCGUCAGCUCAGGAGGAUGCCGCGGACCAGGCUGCAAGUGAAGGCGGCUUGGACGCGGCAAGUCGACGUCCAUCUGACUUAGAUGCGCAGCCGGAUGCAGAGGACGCGUGGUCUGAUGCUGAGGAGCCUGUAGAAGAAGAGCCCGUGCAGGAAGAGCCUGUGGAGGAGCAGCCAGUAGAGGAGGAGCCUGUAGAGCAGCAGUGUGGAGAGAAGGAGCCUGCAGAGGGAGAGACGAUAGAGUCUGCGGAGCCUUCAAGGGAGACAGCGACCGCUUAG
This is a messenger RNA of Symbiodinium sp. CCMP2592, 401 nucleotides long. Lineage: Eukaryota; Dinophyceae; Suessiales; Symbiodiniaceae. The record is from the annotation of a GenBank genome assembly.